Molecule: messenger RNA, 3509 nt
Organism: Dryobates pubescens (Downy woodpecker)
Lineage: Eukaryota; Metazoa; Chordata; Aves; Piciformes; Picidae
Gene: SATB1
Product: SATB homeobox 1
Exons: 13
Coding region: 721-3078 (785 amino acids)
Biological process (GO): chromatin remodeling; regulation of transcription by RNA polymerase II
Molecular function (GO): DNA-binding transcription factor activity, RNA polymerase II-specific; RNA polymerase II cis-regulatory region sequence-specific DNA binding
Source: RefSeq, a predicted model, not a curated record
GACAACCUAGAAGUAGACUUUCUCCUCUUCGCACUGGAUAGAAAAGCUGCUUUUUUUUUUUUUUUUCCAUUUUCUUUUUUAAUUAUUUUUUUUAAAGAACCCCCUUUUGCACUUGCUUCUCUACGCAUUGAUUUUAUUUUUGAAAGGAUAGCUAGACUCAAGUCACCCUCCACCUCGAUUUAAACCUGCUACUUUAUUUUUAUUAUUAAUUCCUCGGUUUGAGAGUUGCACUUGUCUGAUAAUUUGAUCUUCAGCUCGUUCUUCUGUUGCUAAACCUCGAAAACUGGCUCUCUCAAAAGAGAUUUAAUCAGUAUUUUUUUGUCCAUUGCCGUUUUUGCUCAUGGCUACUCUGUUUCUCGCUAUCUAUUUUUGCCCCUCCCAGCCUAGAGGAAAAUAGCAACAAGCAAAAAAAAAAAAAAAAAAGAAAGGAAAGGAAAAAAGAAAAUAAGAGAAUAUUAGGGGGAAGUAGUCCUCAGGUCUGCUGCCCCCCCCUUCCCUCCCCCCCUCCAAAAAGGGGGGGGGACCUAGAAAACAUCAGUCUUGAACUUCUUCCUCUUCAAGAGCUCGGGCUGCAAAGGAAACCUCCUUUGUUUUUGUUAUUUAUAUGCUGUCAAGUUUUGAAGUGGUCACAGGGAAAGCUUGGCCUGGAUUGUGAGAGCCAUAUGGAACGGAUAAGUGCGGAGCCUCUCUCAAAUGUGAUCUUUAGAGGCGGGACUGAGUAUGGAUCAUUUGAACGAGGCAACUCAGGGGAAAGAACAUUCAGAAAUGUCUAACAAUGUAAGCGAUCCGAAGGGUCCACCAGCCAAAAUUGCGCGCUUGGAACAGAAUGGGAGCCCAUUAGGAAGAGGAAGACUUGGAAGUACAGGAACUAAAAUGCAAGGAGUGCCUUUAAAACACUCUGGACACCUGAUGAAAACUAACAUUAGAAAAGGAAGUAUGCUUCCAGUUUUCUGUGUAGUGGAGCAUUAUGAAAAUGCCAUUGAAUAUGAUUCUAAGGAGGAGCAUGCAGAAUUUGUAUUGGUGAGGAAGGAUAUGCUUUUCAACCAACUGAUUGAAAUGGCAUUGCUAUCACUUGGAUAUUCUCACAGCUCUGCUGCCCAAGCAAAAGGGCUUAUCCAGGUUGGAAAGUGGAAUCCAGUUCCACUGUCCUAUGUGACAGAUGCCCCUGAUGCUACAGUAGCAGACAUGCUGCAAGAUGUGUAUCAUGUGGUCACACUGAAAAUCCAGUUACACAGUUGCCCUAAACUAGAAGACUUGCCUCCUGAACAAUGGUCUCACACAACAGUAAGAAAUGCUCUGAAGGACUUACUGAAGGAUAUGAACCAGAGUUCAUUGGCCAAGGAAUGUCCCCUUUCACAGAGUAUGAUUUCUUCCAUUGUGAACAGCACUUACUAUGCAAAUGUCUCAGCAGCAAAAUGUCAGGAAUUUGGAAGGUGGUAUAAACAUUUCAAGAAGGCAAAAGAUAUGAUGGUUGAGAUGGAUAGCCUUUCUGAACUAUCCCAGCAAGGUGCCAACCACGUCAACUUCGGUCAGCAGCCGGUCCCGGGGAACACAGCCGAACAGCCUCCAUCCCCUGUUCAGCUUUCUCACGGUAGUCAACCAUCAGUUCGGACCCCGCUUCCAAACCUGCACCCUGGACUUGUAUCUACUCCCAUUAGCCCUCAGCUCGUAAAUCAGCAGCUGGUAAUGGCCCAGUUGCUGAACCAACAGUAUGCAGUGAACAGACUUCUAGCCCAGCAGUCCUUAAACCAACAGUACUUGAACCACCCUCCUCCUGUCAGUAGAUCCAUGAACAAGCCGUUGGAGCAGCAGGUCUCAACCAACACAGAGGUGUCUUCCGAAAUCUACCAGUGGGUCCGUGAUGAACUGAAACGAGCAGGAAUCUCACAGGCAGUAUUUGCACGUGUGGCUUUUAACCGAACUCAGGGCUUGCUCUCAGAAAUCCUCCGAAAGGAAGAGGAUCCCAAGACUGCCUCACAGUCCUUACUGGUAAAUCUUCGGGCUAUGCAGAACUUCUUGCAGCUGCCAGAAGCUGAGCGAGAUCGAAUUUACCAGGACGAGAGGGAAAGGAGCUUGAAUGCAGCCUCUGCGAUGGGCCCUGCACCACUCAUAAGCACACCGCCUACCCGGCCUCCACAAGUCAAAACUGCUACUAUUGCUACUGAGAGGAAUGGAAAAACAGAAAAUAAUUCCAUGAACAUUAAUGCUUCCAUUUACGACGAGAUUCAGCAGGAAAUGAAGAGAGCUAAGGUGUCUCAAGCACUGUUUGCAAAGGUUGCGGCAACCAAAAGCCAGGGAUGGCUCUGUGAGCUGUUACGUUGGAAAGAAGAUCCUUCACCAGAGAACAGGACCCUCUGGGAGAAUCUCUCCAUGAUCCGAAGGUUCCUCAGUCUUCCUCAGCCUGAACGCGAUGCCAUCUAUGAACAAGAGAGCAAUGCAGUUCAUCACCAUGGUGACAGGCCUUCCCACAUUAUCCAUGUGCCAGCAGAACAGAUUCAGAGCCCCUCUCCCACCACCCUUGGGAAAGGAGAGCAUAGAGGCGCUUUCUUACCAGGCCUGCUGACUGCUGGACCUUGGCUGGGUGCUGCUCCACAGCAGCAGCAGCAGCAACAGCAACAACAGCAGCAGCAACAGCAACAGCAACCAGGUCCCAGACUACCCCCAAGGCAACCAACAGUAGCAUCACCAGCUGAAUCUGAGGAUGAAAAUCGUCAGAAAACCCGUCCGCGAACAAAGAUUUCUGUUGAAGCCCUAGGGAUCCUACAGAGUUUCAUCCAAGAUGUAGGCCUGUAUCCAGAUGAAGAAGCAAUCCAGACUCUCUCUGCUCAGCUUGACCUGCCCAAGUACACCAUUAUCAAGUUCUUUCAGAACCAGCGAUACUAUCUCAAGCACCACGGGAAGCUGAAGGACAAUGCCGGCUUGGAGGUGGAUGUCGCGGAGUACAAAGAAGAAGAGUUGCUCAAGGAUUUAGAAGACAGCAUCCAAGACAAAAACGCAAACACGCUCUUUUCAGUCAAACUAGAAGAAGAGUUAUCGGUAGAAGGGAACACAGAGAUUAAUGCUGAACUGAAAGACUGAGCUAGAAGUAUUAUUUUCUUUCAACAGUGCCACUGAUACUUCCCAACGAAACGAAAAUUCCAUCUCGGCGUUCUGUCGAAACAAAACGAAACAAAAACAAAAACAACACAAAAACAAAACAACAACAAACCCCCCACCCCCCACCCCCUUUAUUGUUCAUUGUUUGGCCAAUGAAUCUUCCAAAACUUGCACAAAAAGUUGAGAAAAAAACAAACAAAAAAACACAAAAAAUGAAAGGAGGAUAAUGCAGACUGCACUAGAUGUUUUACUCUGUUUUACAAACUGCUUCGCAGAAACAGAUGAAGCAUUGAGGAUUGUUUGGUAAUUCGUUUGUGUUCACUGGAUACACUGUGAGUGUACCCAAUAAAGCAUGAUACCAGUGAUUUUUGAUUCUGGAGCCUUCAGACAAGCAUUACAACUUUGGUGAUUUC